Messenger RNA from Pantherophis guttatus, 6523 nucleotides. It is a transcript of the gene ADGRB3, whose product is annotated as adhesion G protein-coupled receptor B3. Gene Ontology annotation, cellular component: plasma membrane; postsynapse; synaptic cleft. Gene Ontology annotation, biological process: negative regulation of angiogenesis; neuron remodeling; cell surface receptor signaling pathway. Gene Ontology annotation, molecular function: G protein-coupled receptor activity. Lineage: Eukaryota; Metazoa; Chordata; Lepidosauria; Squamata; Colubridae. The record is from RefSeq and is a predicted model, not a curated record.
GCUGUAACGGGAGAGCCGUGGGUGGGGAGGGGUGGCGGUGAGAGGAAGGUUUGGCAGAGAUUCCUGGGGAGCGCGCAAAGGCGCGCCAGCGUUCUGGAGAACGCGGGGCUCACUCACUCCAUUGGGAAGAGAGCGAAGAAAGGAGCGAGCGCGCGCGUGCACACACACACGCACACAGACCCAGACACACACAUUCACGAAGAGCCACUGGAGAGGAAGCCGAGCGCCCGGGCGCACGCUAAAGCGCACUCACACAUUCCCAGCAGUUCUAUUUUCUCUCACGCACGCGAGCGCACACACACACACAGACACACAUACUGACCCGCACGCACUCACAUACAAACUCGGGCGCGCAUGCACUCACCCGCACGCAUAGAGAUACAGUAACUCUCUCUCUCUCUCUCUCUCUCUUCCCGCGCUUCACCCAGACCUUCGUCACUCUCUUCUUUUCUUUCGACGGAGUCCUGCUUCUUCCCUUCGAAACAGCUAUUCGCCAUCCUUGGCCAAGGAGAAAAAAAAGAAAGAGCGGGCGAGAGAUUCAUUUCCCCCCAUUCCUCAGUUGCGGCUCUUCGCUCAGGUAUUUGAGAGCCGGAGGAGGAAGGAAGGAGAAGGAGAAAAAGAAGAAGAAGAGAGAGAAGGGAGGCGAAGAGAGGAAAGGGAGUAAGCGGUCUUACCACAGCCAAGAGCCAAAGCCCGCCAACAAAUCUGCAGUAGGGCAAGUGGAUCUCUUUUGAGUUUGCCUUCUGGUUCGCCCCUUUCGCCUGGUUUCUCUGCUGUAGGGUUUAGACUGUUUUCAAGUAAAAGAAAACAAGUGAGCUGCUGUUAAAAAAAAAAAAAAAAACAAGUCCGUUUUAUCCCUUUCCCUUUUUUCCCCCUGCAGUGUCCGUCCCCCAUCUUAAUCCGGUUUGGGUUUUUUUUUUAAUUUCCCCUCCCUCCCUCCCUCCCUCACUUUAUCUUUGGUUCGAUUUUAUAGAUCUGGAAGAAACGCUUUGACCGGAACCGAGUGCCUCUAACCCCCCUCCCCCUCCAAAAAAAUCCCAGCAUUUUAAUUUUUAUCCCGCCCCCACCUCUCUUCUGCUUUUGAUUUUGAAUGCCAGCUGAGGAAAAUGGGCAACGAUGCUUCCGCCAGAAGGGGAAUGUCUCCGUGCCUCUUUUUGGGACAUGUGCUGGUGGUGCUAAGAUCUUCUUAGAGACAUAGCUGCCUGCUUUCGGAGUGGAAGGCCAAAUGACAUAGGAUGAAGGCUGUUCGUAAUUUGCUGAUUUAUAUAUUUUCCACCUAUCUCCUGGUUAUGUUUGGAUUUAAUGCUGCCCAAGACUUCUGGUGUUCAACGCUGGUGAAGGGGGUCAUUUAUGGAUCGUAUUCUCUAAGUGAAAUGUUUCCCAAAAACUUUACCAACUGCACAUGGACGCUGGAAAACCCAGAUCCAACCAAAUAUAGCAUUUACCUGAAAUUUUCCAAAAAGGACUUCACUUGCUCUAAUUUUUCCUUGCUGGCUUAUCAGUUUGAUCAUUUUUCUCAUGAAAAAAUUAAGGAUCUCUUAAAGAAUAAUCAUUCUAUAAUGCAGCUGUGUGAUUCCAAGAAUGCUUUUGUAUUUCUGCAAUAUGAUAAGAAUUUCAUUCAGAUACGUCGGGUCUACCCCUUUGAUUUCAUAGGAUUAUACAAAAAGGAAGAUGAUAAAAAGUCUUUCUUUGAAUUUUUGGUUUUGAACAAGGUGAGCCCAAGCCAGUUUGGUUGCCAUGUAUUAUGCACUUGGCUGGAGAGCUGCUUGAAAUCUGAGAAUGGGAGAACCGAGUCCUGUGGGAUCAUGUAUACAAAAUGCACCUGCCCUCAGCAUUUAGGAGAAGAAGGGGGAAAUGACCAUUCCAUGGUGUUGCUCAAUAAUGUCGUAUUGCCGCUGAAUGAGCAGACAGAAGGUUGUCUCACCCAGGAACUGCAGACCACCCAGGUCUGCAAUCUCACACGAGAAGCCAAGCGGCCACCAAAGGAAGAAUUUGGAAUGAUGGGAGAUCAUACAAUUAAAAGUCAGCGACCUCGAUCUGUUCAUGAAAAAAGGGUCCCUCAGGAACAAGCUGAUGCUGCUAAAUUUAUGGCACAAACUGGUGAAUCUGGUGCUGAAGAGUGGGCCCAGUGGAGUACAUGUUCAGUUACUUGUGGUCAAGGGUCGCAGGUGCGAACCAGAACUUGUGUAUCACCUUACGGGACACACUGCAGCGGCCCUUUAAGAGAAUCAAGGGUUUGCAAUAACACUGCCCUCUGUCCAGUACAUGGAGUUUGGGAGGAAUGGUCACCUUGGAGUUUGUGCUCAUUCACAUGUGGUCGAGGCCAAAGAACUAGGACAAGGUCAUGUAUACCUCCUCAGUAUGGGGGAAGAUCGUGUGAUGGACCUGAGACACAGCAUAAGCCUUGCAAUAUUGCUCUGUGCCCUGUUGAUGGACAGUGGCAAGAGUGGAGUACUUGGAGUCAGUGCUCGGUGACUUGCUCCAAUGGCACGCAGCAGCGAAGUCGACAAUGUACAGCAGCAGCACACGGAGGCUCUGAGUGCAGAGGUCCAUGGGCAGAAAGCAGGGAAUGUUACAACUCUGAAUGUACAGCUAAUGGUCAGUGGAAUCACUGGGGCCACUGGAGUGGAUGUUCCAAGUCUUGUGAUGGUGGCUGGGAGAAGAGAAUAAGGAUAUGCCAAGGUGCAGCUACUACUGGGCAACAGUGUGAAGGAAGCGGAGAUGAGGUUAGACGGUGUAGUGAACAGCGAUGCCCAGCACCUUAUGAAAUAUGUCCGGAGGAUUAUUUGAUAUCAAUGGUUUGGAAAAGGACGCCAGCAGGGGAUAUGGCAUUUAAUCGAUGCCCUCUUAAUGCUACAGGUACCACUAGCAGGCGCUGCUCUCUCAGCCUUCACGGAGUGGCCUUCUGGGAACAGCCGAGCUUUGCUAGAUGCAUAUCAAAUGAGUACAAACACUUGCAGCAUUCAAUUAAAGAACAUCUUGCGAAAGGACAGAGGACACUGGCUGGUGAAGGAAUGUCUCAGGUGACAAAGACUCUCUUGGAUUUAACUCAGAGGAAGAAUUUUUACGCAGGGGAUCUUUUAGUUUCUGUGGAAAUUCUCAGAAAUGUUACAGAUACAUUCAAGAGAGCAAGUUAUAUCCCUGCAUCAGAUGGUGUUCAGAACUUCUUUCAAAUAGUUAGCAACCUUCUGGAUGAAGAAAACAAAGAAAAAUGGGAAGACGCACAGCAGAUCUACCAAGGCUCCAUAGAACUAAUGCAGGUGAUUGAAGAUUUUAUACACAUUGUUGGAAUGGGGAUGAUGGACUUUCAGAAUUCGUACUUAAUGACUGGAAAUGUAGUGGCCAGCAUUCAGAAGCUUCCUGCAGCAUCUGUUCUAACAGACAUCAAUUUCCCCAUGAGAGGAAGGAAAGGAAUGGUUGACUGGGCCCGAAACUCAGAAGAUAGGGUUGUCAUUCCCAAAAGUAUCUUCACCCCCAUGUCAACAGAACUAGAUGAAUCCACCGUGUUUGUACUUGGAGCAGUAUUGUACAAAAAUUUAGAGCUUAUUUUGCCUACCUUAAGAAAUUAUACAGUUAUUAACUCCAAAAUCAUUGUGGUCACCAUACGGCCUGAGCCCAGAACAUCAGAUUCCUUUCUAGAGAUAGAGUUAGCUCACCUGGCAAACGGCACGUUGAAUCCCUAUUGCGCAUUAUGGGAUGACUCCAGAAUGAACGACUCUUUGGGAACCUGGUCCACCCAGGGAUGUAAAACUGUGCUUACCGAUGCAUCCCAUACAAAAUGCUUAUGUGAUCGUCUCUCUACCUUCGCCAUUUUGGCUCAGCAACCUAGAGAAAUAAUCAUGGAAUCAUCUGGUGCUCCCUCAGUAACCCUAAUAGUAGGCAGUGGCCUUUCAUGCUUGGCUUUGAUCACCCUAGCAGUUGUCUAUGCAGCACUAUGGAGGUACAUCAGAUCUGAGAGGUCCAUAAUCCUAAUUAAUUUCUGCCUAUCUAUUAUAUCAUCAAAUAUUCUCAUAUUGGUUGGACAAACACAGACACAUAAUAAGAACAUUUGUACCACGACCACUGCAUUUUUACAUUUCUUCUUCUUAGCUUCCUUUUGUUGGGUUUUGACCGAAGCGUGGCAGUCAUACAUGGCUGUCACUGGAAAAAUUAGGACACGGCUCAUAAGGAAGCGCUUUUUAUGCCUUGGAUGGGGUUUACCAGCAUUGGUCGUGGCCAUAUCAAUAGGUUUUACCAAGACUAAAGGCUAUGGAACCACUCAAUAUUGCUGGCUAUCUCUUGAAGGUGGACUUCUCUAUGCUUUUGUUGGACCUGCAGCUGCUGUUGUCCUGGUCAACAUGGUGAUUGGCAUCCUUGUGUUUAAUAAACUAGUUUCCAGAGAUGGAAUCCUAGAUAAAAAACUCAAACACAGAGCAGGUCAGAUGAGUGAGCCUCAUAGCGGUUUGACGCUCAAAUGUGCCAAGUGUGGAGUAGUUUCAACAACAGCUUUGUCAGCCACCACCGCCAGUAAUGCCAUGGCAUCGCUGUGGAGUUCCUGUGUUGUUCUACCUCUCCUGGCUCUCACUUGGAUGUCUGCAGUUUUGGCAAUGACUGACAAGCGGUCCAUUUUAUUUCAGAUACUCUUUGCUGUAUUUGAUUCAUUGCAAGGGUUGGUCAUUGUCAUGGUUCACUGCAUUCUCCGAAGGGAGGUUCAAGAUGCAUUUAGAUGUCGUUUGAGAAACUGCCAAGAUCCAAUCAAUGCAGAUUCAUCAAGUUCAUUUCCUAAUGGACAUGCUCAAAUCAUGACAGAUUUUGAAAAAGAUGUGGACAUUGCUUGUCGGUCAGUUCUCCAUAAGGAUAUUGGGCCGUGCCGAGCAGCUACGAUAACAGGCACCCUAUCUAGAAUCUCCCUAAAUGAUGAUGAAGAUGAGAAGACAGUCAACCCUGAAGGAAUGAACUAUUCCACAUUGCCCGGGAAUAUAAUUUCUAAAGUGAUCAUUCAGCAAUCGGGAGGCAUGCAUAUGCCCAUGAGCAUGAGUGAAUUAGCUAACCAGUGUCUUAAAAAAGACAACACUGAGCUACGGCGAACUGUCUAUUUAUGUACUGAUGACAACCUGAGAGGUGCAGACAUGGAUGUAGUCCACCCUCAGGAUCGCAUGAUGGAUAGUGACUACAUUGUCAUGCCCAGAGGUUCAGUGAACACACAGGCAUCUUUGAAGGAUGACAGCAAGUUGAAUAUAGGCAUGGAGACCUUGCCUCAUGAAAGGCUUUUGCACUACAAAGUUAAUCCUGAUUUUAGUAUGAACCCAAAUGUAAUGGACCAGUUCAAUAUGAGUUUAGAUCAACAUCUCCCCACCCAGGAACACAUGCAGAACUUGCCUUUUGAACCUCGCACAGCUGUAAAGAAUUUCAUAGCUUCUGAGAUGGACGAUAGCACAGGACUAGCAAGAAGCGAAACUGGAUCAACCAUAUCAAUGAGUUCUUUGGAGAGGAGAAAAUCACGUUAUUCUGACCUCGACUUUGAAAAGGUCAUGCAUACGAGGAAGAGACACAUGGAACUGUUUCAAGAAUUAAAUCAGAAAUUUCAGACACUAGACAGAUUUAGAGAUGUACCAAAAUCAGGAAGUAUGGAAAAUCCAGCAGGAAGCAGCAAGAGUCCCUGGGACAGUUUCAAAACCCCAAGCGAUUACCAACAUUAUACCACCAUCAACGUAUUAGAUUCAGAAGCAAAAGAUGCUUUAGAACUAAGACCAGCAGAAUGGGAAAAAUGUCUGAACUUGCCUUUAGACGUACAAGAAGGUGAUUUUCAAACCGAGGUUUAAUGACAGGUGAAAUAAACUGAGGCGCAAAGCUUAUCCUAGAAUCAUUUUGUUUGCACUGACGUUCCAGAGACGUUGGAAAGCCUGACCCAGCCUGUUUGGACACCAUGGCUAAGGCAUAUCAGCACCUUCCUGGGCCAGAAGUCAGUGGGUUUUCUUGUCACACAAUCGAUUUCCACUAGCCAACCUAGUGGAGGCCCCAAGGUGUACAAUUCUUACCAUCGUGUCUUGUAAGUACCCGUGGAAUGGAUUUGUAAGGUCAAUCUUUAUAGAUAAACCUCAGACAACGGUUCAUGUUGUAACAGCUUCAUUUGGUUUAGUUUUCAAAAAACUUCACCAUGAAGCACAAUGUAUAUAUUUAUGCAGUUUUUAAAGUUUAUAACAGUCUGUUUGGCCAUUACUACACUUUUUACUUUAUAAUAUAAAAAAAAGAAGAAGAGGAGGAGGAGGAGAAGGAAGAAGAAGCAAAAGAAGAAGAGGAAGAAGAAGAGGAAGCAGAGGAAAGCAAAGUUUUGUUGUCAUUAAAUGAAUGUCUGUUGAGCUACAUUCUUCAUUGCUUUAAAUGCAAUAAAGUAAUAAUCUCACUUUUAUAUGAAUAAUAUAUUUCACAUCUUUAUUAUUGCAGUUUUCUCUGGGAAGCUCGGAAUAGCUUUUCCUGCUGCAGCUGUGUAUAAAAUAUUUAAAAUGUUGUAUGGUGUAAAUAAACUUUUGUCUACAUAUCAGUA